Molecule: messenger RNA, 1620 nt
Organism: Trichobilharzia szidati
Lineage: Eukaryota; Metazoa; Platyhelminthes; Trematoda; Strigeidida; Schistosomatidae
Source: the annotation of a GenBank genome assembly
AUGCCAAGUCCCAAAAAAGGAGGCAGAAGAUCUCCAACAAAAGGAACAGUAAAAGGUGAAAGUCUUGAUUCAAUUGAAAAGAGAAUAUUUGCAAGAAAACGCUAUGAUCUCAUAGAAACAGCAUUCACGCAAAAAAGUCAACCUAUAUCAAUCUACGUGAAAAGUAUACAUUUAUAUGAAGUAUGGAAUAGACUACCGUUAGUUGAACAAUUCUGUAAUUCAAAUACCAAUGAGAAUGCAUCGAAAUCGCCUAAAUCAACUCCGAAAAAAUCACCUAAAGGUAAGGGAAAGACUAGUCCUACAGCCAUUCAGUCAGAUGAAGGGGUAAAUAAACCAGAUCAUGAAAAUGCUAAACUCUACGGAGUAGUAUCAGUUGAUAAAAACCAAAUUACUAAUGGAUAUAAUUUAUAUGUUGAAAUUACAGCUGAAUUUUCUUAUUAUGAUCAUUCGAAAGUACCACCAUUCCCUGAAAGAUCUGACACCAAGUGUAUGUGUUAUCGUGAAGUUCAUCAGUUAUCACCACGUUCGUUUAAUGAGAUGCCAAUAAUUCCCUUCAUAGACACUUUAGCAUCAAAAAUCAAGGAAAAACUAGGAAAAGGAUAUCAAAUUUUCCCGUUUGACUUUGAUUUAACACAGAAACCAGACUCAAUAUUCUUUAAUCGUCCUUACUAUCCAAAUUUUACAAGUGGCCUAUUUUGGACUUUGCGUGCUUUUACUGCAAAGGAUAAAGAUUGUGAUCCACUGCCUGGGAGGUAUAUUACAAUGAAGAUAUAUAAAUACACUAUUUCUCCAGCCUUAAGACCUCUUACAAUGAUAUCGAAUCCACCAACAAAAUACAUCAGGUAUUCAACUAGAAAUGAUACAGGCGAUCUUAUUUUAGAGGCUCAAUUAGAUAAGGAUAUCUACUAUCAUGGUCAAGAAAUUCGUGUCAAAAUUUCAAUUGAAAAUAAUUCCUCUAGGCAUGUAGUCCAAAAUGUGGUUGUGUUUGUUGAACAAACCUAUCGAUUGAAUCAUCAAUUUCCUCAUGAUAGAAGUAUACCGUUAGGUGAAGUAAUAUUAAACGAUAAACAGUAUGCUCUACCAAUUAACCCACGUGGGAAGUGGUCAAAAGAAGUACAAGUUAAGCUAACAUUUGAUCAGACAAAAUAUAAUUUAGCUGUUGACGGGAAAAUGGAUGGUGAUGAAAAGGUAUUUUUAGCCAGUAGUACUAUAAUUAUGGAUACAAAAGUGAUUCAUGAAGUUAUCAAUGAAAGAACAGAAAGGAAGACUCCAUCACCAAAAGGCAGUCCAAAAGGGAAAAAUCGUAAAGGAAGUCCAACGAAAUCGAAAAAAGGAAAAAGUGAAAAUGUUGAACCAACAAAUGAUAAACAACAAGAAACAAAUGAACAGGCACCACAAUUCACUACAAAGACUAUACAUUCACUUACAAAUAAACAAGUAUGCAGAAGUAUAUUCAUAUCAUACGAUGUUGUGGUUCGUUUAAAUUUAAGAAAUGUACUAGGUGAAGAAUCAGGACAUCCUAUGGUUCGUGUACCGUUUAUACUUACAAGAGAAACUAAAUUUCUCGAUAAAUUGGCUAACCCUCCACCUCCAACAUGGAGUGUAAUAAAACCACAUUGA